Chara braunii is the source of this 750-nucleotide messenger RNA. The record is from the annotation of a GenBank genome assembly. NCBI's taxonomy places the organism in Eukaryota, Viridiplantae, Streptophyta, Charophyceae, Charales, Characeae.
GGAAGCGUUGGCGUCGCAGCCUUAUUAGCUAAGCAAGUACUGGACAAAAGGCGCAAUAUGGAGACCACUCCAGGGCGAUGCACGUGCAUUGCGUUGGUGAGCGGUCUCGUGAUUGUAGGAGCUGCAGCUCUCUCGCUAAUUGUGCUGUUCGCGGAAGUUCAGCAAUCGAUUUGCGAGCCAAAUGCGGCGAAGGGCAGCCACGCCGCCGUUCUCUGCCAGUUUGCGACGGCAGCUAGGCGAUGGCGGGACGGGGAUGAGAAAGGCAGCUAUGGGGAAGACGUCGAGGUGGAAUGGGAUGAAUUCGACGACGAAUUCGAUGAAUUGGAGGGUGAAUCGGCUGUUGAGGCCGAGGAGAACUCGACGGACUCGACAGCUAGCGGUCGACAUGCUCCGCGUGGAAGUGAUGGCCAUCUCAGACGGAGCGGUCAGAACAGUGGUGGGAGCGGUGGAUAUGACGGCUGGCAGUGGACUCAACGAAUGCUACGCCAGAAGUAUCGCAGGCUAUUGGACAUGAUGGCAAACAGGAUCGUGAAUGGACAUGAGGCAAACAGUUCAAGUUUCUUUUACCAAGUGGGAAUUUUAACGGCGGGCUCCCAGAGGUUCUCCUGUGGAGGAACCAUAAUCCAUCCCCAGUACAUUCUCACCGCAGUUGCAGCUCUUCACACAAUUGCUUCUCCCUUGUCCGAUGGGUAGGAAAAGCUGUGCCGCCUGUGCGGACCGUCGCAGCUGUCCUGGCCAGAACUGACGCAG